UACAGGCUAAAGUUACGCGUCAUACCAGAGGUCAUACCCAUAAGCACCCGCGGUGAUCCGGAAGCUGUUGUUUCGUCUGUCGGAGGCUCGGGUGUCAAACACAAGAUCAUGGCUCUUCAUCGGCUCUUCCACCUGUCGUCCCUGUUGCGUUCGGCUGUGAGCGUGACUCUCCGCAGGAACAUCGGUCUGUCCGCCGUCAUCUUCAACAAAGCCCGAGACCUGGAUCCUGUCCAGAAGCUCUUCCUGGACAAGAUCCGCGAGUACAACGUCAAGAGCAAGACCGCUGGCGGUGUGUUUGAAGCCGGUCCGGCCUAUCAGAAGAACCUGACGGAGGAGAUGACCAAACUCCAGCGCUUGUACGGAGGAGGAGAUCUCACCAAAUUCCCUCAGUUCAACUUCCCAGAACCCAAACUAGAGGAGGUGAUGACAAAAUGAAUGCCUUCUGUCCAUUACUGUCUGUGCGCUGAAAAUAUGAGCUCAAUAUUUAAUAAAUAGUCUUUGGUUCAAAAA
This is a messenger RNA of Carassius carassius (crucian carp), 510 nucleotides long. RefSeq names its product ATP synthase peripheral stalk subunit F6 (gene atp5pf). Gene Ontology annotation, biological process: proton motive force-driven ATP synthesis. The transcript has 4 exons. Lineage: Eukaryota; Metazoa; Chordata; Actinopteri; Cypriniformes; Cyprinidae. The record is from RefSeq and is a predicted model, not a curated record. Bases 109 to 435 code for a protein of 108 amino acids. Gene Ontology annotation, molecular function: proton transmembrane transporter activity.